AGGGAGGGAAGGAGGGAAGGAAGGAAGCUGAGAAGGAGCGAGCGAGCGGGGGCGCGAGGCGUUUACCUGGAGGCAGCGGCUUGGGAGCGCAGAGCGGCCGCGGCUCCCCCGCACCUGCGGCCAUGGAUGAGGAGCGCGCCCUCUACAUCGUCCGGGCCGGCGAAGCGGGGGCUAUCGAGCGGGUCCUAAGGGAUUACAGCGACAAGCAUAGGGCUACUUUCAAAUUUGAAUCAACAGAUGAAGAUAAGAGAAAGAAACUCUGUGAAGGCAUAUUUAAAGUCCUUGUAAAGGACGUCCCAACAACAUGUCAAGUGUCCUGCCUGGAAGUACUCCGCAUUCUCUCCAGAGACAAAAAGAUUUUAGUUCCUGUAACAACCAAGGAAAACAUGCAGAUAUUGCUGAGACUAGCCAAGCUAACUGAGUCGGAUGAUUCUUUGGAGAAGGUGUCAGAGUUCCCAGUUAUUGUGGAAUCAUUAAAGUGUCUAUGUAACAUAGUGUUCAACAGUCAGAUGGCACAGCAGCUCAGCCUGGAACUUAAUCUUGCUGCAAAGCUCUGUAACCUCCUGAGAAAGUGCAAGGACCGAAAAUUUAUCAAUGACAUUAAGUGCUUUGACUUGCGCUUGCUCUUUCUCCUGUCACUUUUGCACACUGACAUCAGGUCACAAUUGCGCUAUGAGCUCCAGGGACUACCGCUGCUAACCCAGAUCUUGGAAAGUGCCUUUAGCAUCAAGUGGACCGAUGAGUAUGAGUCGGCCAUAGAUCAUAAUGGACCUCCUCUCUCACCUCAGGAGACAGACUGUGCCAUUGAGGCCCUCAAAGCUCUCUUCAAUGUGACAGUAGACAGUUGGAAGGUGCAUAAAGAGAGUGACUCUCAUCAGUUCCGUGUCAUGGCAGCUGUCCUUCGCCACUGUUUACUAAUCGUAGGUCCAACUGAAGACAAAACAGAAGAGUUGCACAGCAAUGCAGUCAACCUUUUAAGCAAUGUUCCGGUCUCUUGUUUGGAUGUUCUCAUUUGUCCAUUAACCCAUGAAGAAACAGCCCAAGAGGCAACAACUUUAGAUGAACUGCCCAGUGAUAAAACAGCUGAGAAAGAAACAGUUUUGAAAAACAAUACCAUGGAAUACAAUGGUAUGAAUAUGGAAGCCAUUCAUGUUUUACUCAAUUUUAUGGAGAAGAGAAUAGACAAGGGAAGCAGCUAUAGAGAGGGUCUAACUCCAGUUCUCAGCUUAUUAACAGAAUGUUCCCGAGCCCAUCGAAACAUCAGAAAAUUUCUCAAAGAUCAGGUUUUACCACCAUUGAGGGAUGUGACAAAUCGACCUGAAGUUGGCUCAACUGUGAGAAAUAAGCUGGUGCGCCUCAUGACACAUGUUGACCUUGGAGUCAAGCAAAUUGCUGCUGAAUUCCUUUUUGUCCUUUGCAAAGAGAGAGUGGAUAGCCUGCUGAAAUAUACUGGCUAUGGGAAUGCUGCAGGACUGUUGGCGGCCAGGGGCCUCUUGGCUGGAGGAAGAGGAGAUAAUUGGUACUCAGAGGACGAGGAUACAGACACUGAAGAAUACAAAAAUGCAAAACCAAACAUUAAUCUUAUCACUGGUCAUUUAGAGGAACCAAUGCCAAACCCCAUAGAUGAAAUGACAGAAGAACAAAAAGAAUAUGAAGCCAUGAAACUUGUCAACAUGCUUGAUAAACUUUCCAGAGAGGAGUUGCUUAAACCAAUGGGACUAAAACCUGAUGGGACAAUAACGCCUUUGGAGGAAGCACUCAACCAGUACUCUGUCCUGGAAGAGACCAGCUCCGACACAGACUGAAAGCAUCACCUGCUCAGCUCCCAGUAUUGCUUUUAUCAGCAUCUUUUCUCUGUAGCUCCAGGGGAAUCUUUUCUCUAAAACAUUUAUGCCCUUGCUUUGGCUAGAAACACAUUAACUGGUUUACUCAUUGAGAAUCCAGCGUAUUUAAGAGGUGAUCCUGUGUUUUUUGCGAUAUCGAGGCAUUCAUACAGAGCUGCAGUGAGGCAGAGUCACAGGGACUAGAAGCAGAAAAACAGUAAUUCCAUUUCAUCAGAUGGAACGAAGAACUUCAUUCUGUAAAGCAGCCCUGGCCGAAUCUGGCCAUUCUGUUUGCCAAGAUUCUUGACUGAAGAUUUAGCCAGGUCCUUCCUCUCACUUGGGUGAGCAGCCCCUUCUGAGUCUCUCGAGCAGCCAGAGGCACAUGAGAGCAGAAUGAGCUAGUAAAUAAGGACUGAGGCAAGUGACUCCUUAGGUCAGUACUGACUAAAUGGAAGCCAAGCAGCUGCUCUGUAAACCUAGCCCCACUCUUCAAUUUUAUAUACAUAUAGAAGCACACACACAAACACACACACACAGGCCCCAGACUUACAAAACUGACUACACUAGAAGUUUGUAGGUCUUAGCUAAAAUUUCAGAAGACAUUUCUCCCUGUCAGGAGUUAUGAAUGAUGGUUUAGUUUCCAGGCAGCUACAGAUGCCUAUUUAUUCCCUAAUAUACUGAACACUAGUACUGCAGAACUGAACCAGGGUAUGUACUGAGGUGGGGGAAGCGUGCAUUCUGAGGUCUGACUUGGGGUGCCAGUCACAUACACACCCUCCAUCCCAGUGAGAGAGUGAGGACUCCCUGAGUAAUGGGAACUAUUUUGUGGCCUCUUCUAGUAGGACAGUCAAAGGCACCCAUUUGUACAUAAAGGUCAUUCCUACAUCAUGUUUUAAAUUGGGGUCAGUGUAUAUGCUUGUGUGUGUGUGUUCUAUCUUUCUACCAUAUGUGAUCGGCUUAAUGGUAACUUUAUUUAUUUAAAAAAAAAAAAAGGAAAGAAACACAAAUAGUUACCAUUAAACUGAUUAAGGCUGUUUAUUUUUACUGUUAGAAUUGGUCAUAUGAAGAUGUAGAGGCGCCGUCAUGCCGUAGACAGUGGGCCUAGCUAAUCAGUGGCUAAAGUUGGAAAGGGGUUGGUUUCCUUUGAUAUGUAUGUAUGUAUGUAUGUGUGUGGAUGCACAUGCAUAUAUACAUAUGUAUACACACACAUAGAUAAUGUGCUUAACCACUGCCUUUUAAAACUUUAAAUUAAAUAAAACAUUGGGGUUGAUUGAAUUUA
Messenger RNA from Marmota flaviventris (yellow-bellied marmot), 3102 nucleotides. RefSeq names its product RIC8 guanine nucleotide exchange factor B (gene Ric8b). Gene Ontology annotation, biological process: G protein-coupled receptor signaling pathway. Gene Ontology annotation, molecular function: G-protein alpha-subunit binding; guanyl-nucleotide exchange factor activity. NCBI's taxonomy places the organism in Eukaryota, Metazoa, Chordata, Mammalia, Rodentia, Sciuridae. The record is from RefSeq and is a predicted model, not a curated record. Gene Ontology annotation, cellular component: cytoplasm; plasma membrane.